This is a messenger RNA of Gekko japonicus, 2920 nucleotides long. RefSeq names its product E1A-binding protein p400-like. The record is from RefSeq and is a predicted model, not a curated record. The annotation marks the transcript as partial. NCBI's taxonomy places the organism in Eukaryota, Metazoa, Chordata, Lepidosauria, Squamata, Gekkonidae. The transcript has 12 exons.
AUGCACCAUGGGAACGGACCUCAAAAUGCCCAACGCCAGCUCCAGAGGUCGCGGUCCUUCACCGGCAGCGAGAGUGAAGAUCAGCAGGCAAACCUGCCGCAGUCCCCUGCAGCGUCGUUUGCUCCUUCCGCCAGCCCAUCCGCGCCACAGUCUCCCAGUUACCAAAUCCAACAAUUUAUAAUGAGCAGAAGCCCCGUGGCUGGCCAGAAUGUUAACAUCACCUUGCAGAACGUUGGCUCGGUAACAGCAGGAAACCAGCAGAUCACCCUGACCCCUCUGCCCAUCCCAAGCCCAACAUCCCCGAGUUUCCAGUUCAGUCCUCAGCAAAGGAGGUUUGAGCAUGGAUCACCCUCCUAUAUCCAAGUCACUUCGCCGUUGCCCCCUCAGGUCCAGUCCCAAAGCCCCACGCAGCCCAGCCCCAUGCCGGUUCAGUCCAUUUCUAACGUUCGGACGGGGACCCCGGGCCCCGGCUUGGGCAUGUGCAGCCAGAGCCCGACGCGAGGCUUCGUGGACACAAGUGUGCUCGUCAGACAGAUCAGCCUGAGCCCUUCGAAUGGCGGGCACUUUGUGUACCAGGAAGGAUCCGGCAUUGCCCAGCUCUCUCAAGGCGCCGCAGCUCAGGUGCAACUUUCCUCUCCCGGCGCGCCUGCCACGGUGAGAGAGCGCCGGCUGUCGCAGCCCCACUCGCAGACCGGAGGCACCAUUCACCAUCUUGGACCGCAGAGUCCCGUCGCCAGCGGGGCAAACAUCCAGCCUUUACCGAGUCCCGGUCACAUUACGACAAAUAACCUGCCGCCGCAAAUUAGCAACAUCAUCCAAGGCAUGCAGCAACAGCAGCAGGUCCUGCAAGGGCAGCAGCUGAGCAGACCUUUGGGGUAUGACAGGACUCCUGGCAGUCUGAUCGCUGGCGUGGGAGGACCGCCGACGUUUGGGAUGACGUCGCCGCCCCCUCCCACCAGCCCUUCCCGAGCCAGCAUGGCGCAGGGGCUGACGAGCCUCCCCCUUGCUCCCUCCGUGUGUGCCGUGGUGAAGAAGCCGAAGAAGCUGGAGGAGAUCCCCCCUGCGACUCAAGAGACCGCCCAGAUGAGAAAGCAGUGUCUGGAGCAGCACCUCAAGCAUAUGGAGAUCUUGAAAGAAACUUUCAAGGAGUACCUCAUCGAGUUGUUUUUCCUGCAGCACCUCCAAGGGAAUAUGAUGGAUUUCCUGGCAUUUAAAAAGAAGCUCUGUAUGCCAUUGCAGGCGUACCUGAGGCAGAAUGACCUUGAUUUGGAGGAGGAGGAGGAGGAGGAGCAGUCUGAAGUUAUCAAUGACGAGCAGGUGCAUGCAGGGGCUCCAGUAACAGGAACGGUGAAUACCAUAGAAAUUGAAGCUUUUAAGAGACAGCAAGCACUUUCUUCAGCAGAUUCGUCUAAGAGACCACGAAUUGAAGUGGGCCGUCAUGGGAUGGUUUUUCAGCAUCCAGGCGUGGCUUCAGGAGUCCCUCUUCAACAGCUCAUGCCAACAGCGCAAGGAGGAAUGCCUCCCACCCCUCAAGCAGUGCAGCUGACCGGGCAGAAGCAAAGCCAGCAGCAGUACGACCCUUCCAAGGGCCCUCCCGUGCAGAACGCAGCAAGUCUGCACACCCCUCCGCCGCAGCUGCCGGGGAGGCUGCAGCCCACCAGCAUCCCCAUCACGUCUCACCCGGCUGCCCUGCAGCUCACCCAGCAGCAGCCCCAAAUCACGGAAGCUCCGGUCCAGCCUCAGGUCCACGUGAAGGCCCCGCCGCAAACCCUAUCCGUCAGCACAGCUGUGCCGCACAGCCAGGUUCAGACGCCACUGCAGCAGCAGGUACAGCCAGCGGCGCACAUCCAGGGACCUGUCACAGCACAAAUAUCCCAACCACAAGCUCCAGUCCAGCAGCAGACUGUGACCCUGGCGAGAACAUCUGUGGACUCUGUCCAAAAUUCCCAGCGUCUUCCGGCAAGCACCCUUCCUCCUACCUCGUCCAACCCACCGGCAGCCAUUUCCACUACGGCCCCACAGUCCACCUACCCAGCCCAGACCAGCCGGACCUCGCCAGCCACAAACAAGUCUGCGUCUCCUGUUGCCUCGAAGCCCCCAGGUUUGGCAGUGACCGCAGCACCCAAGACCCAGGGUCCAGCUCAGAAUACGACCGUUCCGCCACAGGACAGCUCCCAAGAGAAGCUGGCAGAGCAAGUUAAAUUGGAAAACCAAAUCCACCAACGAAUAGCAGAGCUGCGAAAAGAGGGGCUGUGGUCUCUGAGACGGCUGCCCAAACUGCAAGAGGCCCCGAGACCCAAAUCUCACUGGGACUACCUACUGGAAGAAAUGCAGUGGAUGGCAACUGACUUUGCCCAGGAGCGGAUGUGGAAGAGGGCAGCGGCGAAGAAGAUGGUCCGAACUGUGGUUCGUUACCAUGACGAAAAGAAACUGAACGAAGAGAGAGCCAAGAAAGAGGAACAGAACAAGCUCAGGCGUAUCGCUGCCUCGAUUGCAAGAGAAAUUGAGUACUUCUGGUCUAAUAUUGAGCAGGUUGUGGAAAUAAAGCUGCAGAUUGAAUUUCAAGAGAAAAGGAGGAAAGCAUUAAAUUUAAAGAGGCGUUCAAGGAGAGGCAAAGACACAAGGCAUCUGGAAGACAUUCUGCUGGAUAAAGGAAGUGACUUGGGUUCUUGGUCGUCUGGAAGGAAGAGAAAGGCAAGCGCCUCGUUGACCGAUGACGAAGUUGAAGAUGAAGAAGAGACCAUUGAAGAGCAAGAAAUGAAAGAAGGGAAUGUAAACCAUCAAAUUGAGCUGUCCAAUUUGGCCAAGGAAGCUGAACUGCCUUUGGAUGAUUUGGUCAAGAUGUAUGAAGGCGCCUUUGCUGACAGCUUCCAUUGGCCCCAGCCGAAGCGUGACAAUGAGGAAGAGACUAGUGAAGAAG